Salvelinus fontinalis (brook trout) is the source of this 8145-nucleotide messenger RNA. RefSeq names its product rap1 GTPase-activating protein 1-like. Lineage: Eukaryota; Metazoa; Chordata; Actinopteri; Salmoniformes; Salmonidae. The transcript is spliced from 23 exons. Gene Ontology annotation, molecular function: GTPase activator activity. The record is from RefSeq and is a predicted model, not a curated record. Gene Ontology annotation, cellular component: cytoplasm. The coding region runs from base 3733 to 5988 and encodes 751 amino acids. Gene Ontology annotation, biological process: regulation of small GTPase mediated signal transduction; activation of GTPase activity.
UCAGAACAGGCAAGGGUCAAAACCGGGACGGCGAGAAAAGAGACGGAAAAAAGCAGGAGCUGAGACACAAAACGCUGGUUGACUUCAACAAACGAACUGGCAACAGACAAACAGAGAACACACAGGGAAUAAUGGGGAAGGUGGGCGACACCUGGAGGGGGGUGGAGACAUUCACAAAGACAGGUGAAACAGAGUCAAUAAUAAUUUGACCCCUUUGUUAUGGCAAGCCUAAAUGAGUACAGGAAUACAAAUUUGCUUAACAAGUCACAUAAUAAGUUGCACGGACUCAUUCUGUGUGCAUUAAUAGUGCUUAACAUGACAACUCCAUCUCUGUACCACACACACACAAUUAUCAGUAAGGUCCCUCAGUAGAGAAGUGAAUUUCAAGGACAGAUUCAACCACAAAGACCAGGGAGGUUUUCCAAUGCCUUGAAAAGAAGGGAACCUAUUGGUAGAUGGGUGAAAAUACAAAAAAGCAGACACUGAAUAUCCCUUUGAGCAUGGUGAAGUUGUCAGUUACGCUUUGGAUGGUGUAUCAAUACACCCAGUCACUACAAAAAGCAGGUGUCCUUCCUAACUCGUUUGCCGGAGAGGAAGGAAACCGGUCAGGGAUUUCACCAUGAGGCCAAUGGUGAUUUUAAUACAGGUACAGAGUUUAAUGGCUGUGAUAAGAGAACAUUUAGGAUGGAUAGUUACUCCGUAAUACUAACCUAAAUGACAGAGUGAAAGGAAGGAAAAAUAUUCACAAACAUGCAUCCGGUUUGCAAUAAGAGGAAAUUCUGGUUCAGUCUUGCUUACCAAGAAGACAUUGAAUGUUCCUGAGUAGCCUGGUUACAGUUUGACUUAAAUCGGUUUGAAAAUGUAUGGUAAGACUUGAAAAUGCCUGUCUAGCAAUGAUCAACAACCAACUUGACAGAGCUUGAAUUUUAAAAAGAAUAAUGGCCAAAUAUUGUACAAUCCAGGUGUGGUAAGCUCUUAGAGAUAUACCCCAAAACACUCACAGCUGUAGUCAAUGUCAAAUGGUAUUCUAACAUGUAUUGACUCAGGGGGGUGAAUACUUAGCUAACCAAGAUAUAUUAGUGUUUUAUUUUUCAUAAUAAAAUUUUAAAAACAAUUUUUCUUCCACUUUUACAUUACAGAGUGUUGUGUGUGGAUCGUUGACAAAAAAGGACAAUUAAAUAUAUUUGAAUCCCACUUUGUUACAUAACAAAAUGUGUAAAAAGUCAAGGGAUGUGAACACUUUCUGAAGGCACUGUAUUACCCUGUAGCCUUGUGUCUAAUAAUAAUACACUGAUAUGUUCUCAAACACUUACACACAUCUUUACAAUAUCGACAGGGUUUACCUUUUUUAGGAUAUUACUGCUGAACCCAAGUUUGGUUAUUUAAUAUAAAGUCUGAGUAUACAGACUGACAAAUGAGAUGUAGUACAUUCUAAAGAGCCUAUACCAGGGAUUGGCAACUUUUAUAACUAAUUUCAUGCAAUUCUACUCAUUUUGCCAUAUGGCGUAGAGAAAAAAUUGCAGUUUUAAAGCUAAUUUCCUGCAAUUCUACAUAUUUUGCCAUAGGGUGGAGGCUAAUGUUUUCAGUUUUUAAUAUAAUAACUAAUUUACCAAUCUAAAACAAUUUAGCUGACAUUGGCUAAUUGAGUGUCUGCUUAUGCACAGCAAAAUAUUGAAAUUGCACCUAAUGUAUUAUACUACUCUAACUUCCAACAGUAAGUAGAUACCCAGACUUAGUUUUUUAAAUUUUAUUUAUAGGUCCGCGGGCCGCCAGUUGCCCAUCCCUGGCCUGUACAAUGUGUUCUCCUACAAAAUCCAACUUCAUCUGCUGCCAUUAAUGCAAAUGUACGCUUCGCUCAAAGCUCUUCCUACAGUACAACAAAAGGUCCUUCACAGUAAAGUGUCUCCAUUUUAUUUAAGGACAUCAAUCGGUAUUAGAGGUUUAAUGCUGCAUAAAUAGCCUCCUCAUCAUAGAAACUCAGAACUCUCCCCUCUAGUGUUCUUUCCAUUUCCAUUUUCUCUCUGCAGAAAUGUAUUUUGGUGGAUGAACUGACGGUGUUCAUCUUCUUGUACAACUGCAGCCCCAUUAGAAAAUGAACCCAAGCGGUUUUCAUUGAGAGGUUUCUGAAAUGUGUUUCCCUUUGGUAGGAAGUAGGUCAGUAUUGGUUGUAAAUGUGAUAGUGGGACAGUACCAGAAAGAGGAGGAGUUCCAUAAAAUACACAAGUGUACACUUUCACAUAACAAUACAACUAGACUCUUCCCCUUUCUCUCCCUCUUUCUCUUUCUCUUCCUCUUACUCACACAUACAAUCCAAUAUACUACAGAAUGUUUACCCUUCUUGUUGUUCUGAAAGUUGAGGAGAUGAGAUGUUGAUACCCUGAUCUCAGACCCUGGACCUUGCAGUAUCAGCAGACCCUCUUUGGGCUCCUGCAGCCUGCUGAGUCAUCUGAGACCAGGCCCAUUAAAACUUUCACAGGGUCAAUAAAGGCCCCUGAAGGGCUGUCUGUCAAUACAGGAAGAAGGAGGGUCUUACUGUAACAACAGAGCACAUCAAUAAAUUGAGCAUUUGCUUCUUCAGUUCAUGGAAGGCAGUUUAUACACGUUAUUCAGACUGGAAGGUUACUUUACAGUGUAAAUAAGCUCGUUUUGAGCACAGACUACUGUAUGUACAGAAUGUAUAUUUAUGAUAUGUGUUUAGCUCAGAGGAUGUGUGGACUAUGGCACUCGUAGAUUGUAUGUUUCCAUAGUUUGACAGCCAUGUGUAUGAUAGUUUAGACAAUGUGUAUUCUUGUUAUCUUCAAUAUAGUGUUUAUUUUACCUUUAUUUUAACAGGGAAGACAUAUUGAUACCUAAGUCUCAAUUCCAAAUGUGCUCUGUAUAUAAAUAUACAAUAUGCAUAAACAUUUAAAUACAAAAACACAGUCAUUGUUAGCACAAAUAAAACAUCACAAAUCACCAGUGUGAUAAUUAUUUUAGCUAGACCAUUUGACUGUGUAGUUGUUUGUAGUGUGUGGUGGAGAAACAAGCUUUAUGUUAAGUGCAUUUAUUGGGGAAAUGCUGUAGAGUGGGAAAGGCCUCUGAUGAUUGUUUAUGAGUUCAUGGUGCUUUUGUCCUCAGAGAGGGAGAGAGAGAGAUGUGUGUGAUCAACUUGAAAUGUCUCUAUUCCUUUGUUUACUGUACAUGUUUUAUUGUUUAUUUCACUUGUAUUUAUUGUCUAUUUCACUUGCUUUGGCAGUGUUAACAAAUGUUUCCCAUGCCAAUAAAGCCCUUUGGAUUGAGAGAGAGAGAGGGGGAAGGCCAGAAAGAGGAAGGCAGUAUUUUCACCAUAUGAAAGGGUAAAAAAGAAGACUGUACAAAGCAAGAGAGGCAGGGCAAAUAAGCCGGAGAGAGGCAUAGUUAUUCACAGUGGGAGGUGGAGAAACGCAGUGCCUCUCUCUACUUCCUAGAGAACAGACAGAGUGUGUGAAAAGAGGAAGAGAGGGGGAGGAUCUUUACAGUCAGGCACAUGCUCACACAGAUAUAGUACAUACAGACCUAUACCCACAGACACACCCAUGCAUUCUAAUGGGUAUGCAGAGCUAUUUAGACAUGAGACACAGCAGCAGUUCCUGUUGUGUUUUUAGAUGCAGUAGAAUACAGAGUGUAAAGUGACAGUAGUAGUCAGGCCUCUGACCAUCUGGUCACUACACACACAGAGAGACAAAUAUACCAGUACACUGGAGUUUUGAAGUUAUGACUGACUUCAGGAUGACUAAGAGUGGCCAUGUGUUCCUCAGUCCUGCGGUUAUUACACGGGGCCAGAGGAGACGACACAGCGAUACCUCGGACCUAUUUGCAAUGAUCGAGAGGAUGCAGGGCAGCAGAAUGGACGAGCAGAGAUGCAUCCUCCCUCCACCCCUCAAAACAGAGGAGGACUAUAUCCCUUACCCCAGCGUUCACGAGGUCCUGGGUCGUAGGAGCCCCUUCCCCCUUAUCCUGCUGCCUCAGUUUGGAGGCUACUGGAUCGAGGGGACCAAUCACAAAUCCAGUGCAACGCCUGAGCAGCAGCCAUGUGCUGCCUCCCACAUCAAGCUGGAGACCAACAGCAUUGCCAAGAUCUACAGGAAACAGUUCAUGGGCAAGGAACACUUUAACUACUACUCCAUGGACACUGCCCUGGGCCACCUGGUCUUCUCCAUGAAGUAUGACGUCAUCGGGGACCAGGAGCACCUCCGCUUGCUGCUAAGGACCAAAUUAAAAACCCACCAUGAUGUGAUUCCUAUCUCUUGCCUGACUGAGUUCCCCAACGUGGUCCAGAUGGCCAAGCUGGUGUUUGAAGAGGUAAACGUGGACAGAUUUUACCCAGUCCUCUACCCGAAGGCCUCAAGGCUCAUUGUCACCUUUGAUGAGCAUGUCAUCAGCAACAACUUCAAGUUUGGAGUCAUUUAUCAGAAGUUUGGCCAGACCACUGAGGAGGAACUCUUUGGGAACAGCGACGAGAGUCCUGCUUUUGUGGAGUUCUUGGAGUUUCUGGGCGACAAGAUUGAGCUCCAUGACUUUAAAGGGUUCAGAGGGGGACUGGACGUCACCCAUGGCCAGACAGGAACAGAGUCAGUCUACACUAACUUUCACAACAAGGAGAUCAUGUUCCACGUGUCCACCAAACUGCCAUACACAGAGGGAGACACCCAGCAGCUGCAGAGGAAAAGGCACAUAGGCAACGACAUCGUGGCCAUCUUGUUUCAAGAGGAAAACACGCCCUUUGUGCCAGACAUGAUAGCCUCCAACUUCCUGCAUGCCUAUGUGGUGGCGCAAGUGGAGAAUGCCUGCUCAGACAACGUCACGUACAAGGUGUCUGUGACAGCUAGAGACGAUGUGCCUUUCUUUGGACCCGCUCUACCGGACCCGGCCAUCUUUAAAAAGGGACAUGAGUUCCAUGAGUUCCUGUUCACUAAGCUGAUAAAUGCGGAGUACGCCUGUUACAAGGCUGAGAAGUUUGCCAAGCUGGAGGAGCGCACACGGUCGGCCCUGUUGGAGACGCUGUAUGAGGAGCUACACAUCAACAGCCAGUCCAUGAUGGGCCUGGGAGGGGACGAGGACAAACUGGAGAAUGGGGGUGGAGGGGGGGGGGGCUUCUUUGAGUCCUUUAAGCGGGUGAUCCGCAGCAGAAGCCAGUCUAUGGAUGCCAUGGGCCUCAGUAACAAGAAGCCACACACUGUCUCCACUAGUCUCAGCGGCAGCUUUACCGAGACCCCCAAAACCCCAGGGAUAUCAUUACUUGUCCCAGGGAAAAGUCCUAGUAGGUAUCAUGGACGUCGCGGCAGUGCCAUAGGGAUAGGAACAAUAGAAGAGUCUCUGAUCAUUCCUGGGAAGAGCCCCACCAGGAAGAAGUCUGGGCCUUUUGGCACCCGACGGAGCAGUGCCAUCGGGAUCGAGAACAUCCAGGAGGUGCAGGAGAGGAGUCGGGAAGUGUCCCCCAGCACACAGAGGACCCCAGACAGCGGACACAUCUCCCAGGACCCCAAAUCAGAGAACUCAUCCAAUCAGAGCUCACCAGAGAUGCCCACCACAAGGACCAGUUCCACCAUCUGUUGCAGGGCUCCAUACAUCCCUGAGGCCCAGGACCUGUCCCGCUCCUCAUCCAAUGCUAGCAGCUUUGCCAGUGUGGUGGAGGAACACGAUAAUGUGUGCAUUGAUGAAUACAACACUGUACUGGAGAGUCUAUGCUCUUCUGGAACACCACACAAGGACUCAUUUGCGUACGUCUCCUGGGUAGAGGAUAGUAUGAGCAAUACUAGUGCCACCAGCCAGGUCAGCUCUCCAGCACCUGCACUGCCCCAUCAGACUGAGGGGGGCAAAAGGGUAGAGCUCAAAAGGGCAGAGAGCCGAGACAAGACAGAGAGGUCACAGGAUAAGUCAUCAUCGCAUUCCCAUAAGAGGCACCCCUUGCAGGAGAUGAAGCAAGCACAUGUGUUUUCCACCACAGACGCAGAGGAGGAUCAGAGCUAGUCGCUGGGACAGGCAGACCUGGUGUAGGCUAGUCUAGUCUGUACAGCCAGGUCCAUGGACAUGCACUUACAACCCUCCCUCAUUCCAACUCUAUGUGGCUGACUCCCAGCAUGCCUAGAGGGGUGAAGGAGAGGAGUGUCCCGCACCCCACCCAAAAGGAAUGCCACUCACACAGCAUCGCCUCUGGCUGUCUGUUGGCUCGCUUAGCCUGCAUCUGUUCAUGUGGUUUCUCAUUGUAUACUCUCCCUUGUUUCUCAAUGGCAUUGUUUGUUUUGAAGGUCGAAGCAGGGGUGGAUCUUAUGCAUUCAAUACAUUGGUUUUGCAGGAGAUCCGUUGACCAUUUGUGAGGUACAACAGGACUUUCUGUUAGGCUAAGGAGGAAUGCAUGAGGAUAUCAGGGUGUUGUCCUGUUGCCAUUGUGGGAAGAAAUUACAUUAUUGCACCCACCAGCCUCACAUUCCACCAUGAUACUGUACAUGUGUUACUCUUGGUGUCCUAGAUCCUUUGUUGUCACAUCAAUCCUUGUGUUUAAAUUAUGAGUGUAAUGGUGGGUGUUGACUAGAAACUUUUAGUAAAUGUUACAUGUUUUUGAUAGAAGGUACUUUUGUCAUCAUGCUGCUGCUGGUUUCAAUGUCACUACUUCCCCUGACAAACUGUACAAUUAGUUCACAGUUGAUGUUGAUAAAUGGAAAAUAUUUUACUGACUCAACAAUUAUGCUCAUCCUAUUUCAUGCCAUUUAAGCUGAGCAAAAAACAUGAAGUAUUGAAUUACUGAUAAGGUCCAGUGUCCAAACGACUAAUCAGUCUUCAUCCCUGUUCCAUACUGUAGAUAAUACCGCAUAGACAUUCCACCAAGGUGACCUAACCAAAGCAGACAGCCUCCAAAGUCAAGCUACUGUCCAGUGACUACAGUCUUCAGUUUUUUCUUUAAAUCAAGCUAGUGGUUUGGAAUAAAGUAUGUGUUUGGAUGUGUAUACAACUGUGCAUGGUGUAAAUCUGCUUGCAAGCCCCAGUCAACUGGUACCAUGCUCGAAAUAGGUGUUGUCCCUGGACUGUUCCUGUGAUGUUACUCCAAACCAGUCAACUUCUCCAAAUUCAGUGCACAAUGCAGAUAUACAAUCACUAUCAGUUUCAUAUAGGUUUUGAUUGAGAAAGAUGGGGCUACAUUGUGUAGAUGUGGAAACCGGCACUACAUUUUCUGAUUGCUGAUAGUUUGAAAAUCUGACUUAUUUCUAAAAGAAUUACACUGUGACAAAUCUUGAAGUUGCCUUUUUGAUGAUUGUGUUAAGCUGCGUUGUAGGAGGGUAACCCCCUUCAUAUAAGGAAUCUAUCCAACGAUGGACUUUGCCAACUGGAAUCUAUCACCAACUGGUUUGAAUGUAAAACUAAACAGAUGUCUAUUAAUUUGUACAUAUCUGCUCUCAAUGAAUGGAACCUGGGUCUCUUGUGAAACGUCUAACAUUGCCUGAGUAGACAUUUUCCCUCCGAUGUAUGUGAUGAAAAUAACUGAUAUGAAGGCAUGGUUUUCAUUACUUUUUAUUUCAAUGAAAUGAAGAGCCAAUGUGGAAUUGAGUUGUGCUUUCUCUGUUGUGACAUUAGUACAUUCGGUUUUCAUACAAUCUUUUGGGAAUCUUUCAGUUGAAUCUUAAGGAUCCCUGUCUAAGUAACACGAAAUCAAAAUACAGUUAGUCAUUAAAACACCAUUCUGAAGAUUACGAUGAAACAAAAUACUAUUAAUUGGAAAGAUGAUAAAGUUAAGUUUCAUCAUGUUAACAGAGGCUUUGGAGUCAGUGUGUAUUGCACACAAACUCAAAAUAUAUAUUUUUUAAACUUUAUCACAAAGGUCUCACUAGUCUUUGUAAAAUGCUUGAAUACCAGUAGUUGGAUUACACCCUCUGGUGGCUCCAGAUUAUAUUUGCACAUUUCUCUGUGGUCCAGUUGUUCUGUUUGUACAUGCAAGACAUUUGGAUUGAGCCCCCAGCCAAUUCAAACAUAUCUAAUUUGCAAUGUGCUUGAUUCAGGUGAUUGUAUUGCUCUUCUCAUUGACAGUCCGCUUAAGCCCUUGUUCAAGUUCAAAAGUCUUGUUUGUAAAUAUUGCUUUUCACCCUUUUGUAAAUUAAGCCAAAUAUGUUUAAUAAAGAGAAAGGUGUAAUACCA